AUGGCUUCUAACGAUGAAUAUGAAACUGUUCUGAUUGACAAUGACACAGAUGCUCAUUUAUGUGCAAAGCUACUUGCAGAAGAAUUUGCUUCAAACAAUGCUCUGUCGAUUUUAAAUCAAUCAACAGCCGAAGACAUUUAUAAUGAAUGGUCUUGGCCGUUAUUGAUCGAUGUGCUUGAUGAAAAAUUAUCGUUUCUUACACGACAUCGUCCAACAAAUGAAAUCGCUGCAACAAUUAUAUCCCAUGAUCUAUUUACAUACUGUGAAAAGAAUCCAUUUGAUGCAACUAGUCCUCCACCCUAUUAUCCAACCGUUGAUUUACAUGAUGAAAUGUUUCAUCGAUUUGUUCAACAUGACUUCGAUCAAGAAUUAAAACCGAAUAUGGUUCUCUUUAUUUCAGCUGUCGUAACACAAUUCAAACAUACAGGAAAAAAGCUAGCUGCUCAAUUAAGUACUCAUGCAUGCAAGCAUGCAAAGGAUACAAAAGGAUUUCGAUAUGCAUUCGUACAAACAUCUAGUGCAGCAACACGUCAUAUAUAUAGUAAAAAAAUGAAUGGAAAAGAAAUAGCCAUUGUUGAUCCAGCAACUUGGAUAUGGAAGAGGACAGAUGAUGUCUUAUCAAGACCAUUCAAAGAUUAUAAAGGUGAACCAGUUGCCAAUAUCCUUGUUGAUCUAAGCGAACUAAAAUAA
Rotaria sp. Silwood1 is the source of this 690-nucleotide messenger RNA. The record is from the annotation of a GenBank genome assembly. Lineage: Eukaryota; Metazoa; Rotifera; Eurotatoria; Philodinida; Philodinidae.